Messenger RNA from Lycium ferocissimum, 2282 nucleotides. RefSeq lists its product as uncharacterized. NCBI's taxonomy places the organism in Eukaryota, Viridiplantae, Streptophyta, Magnoliopsida, Solanales, Solanaceae. The transcript is spliced from 9 exons. The record is from RefSeq and is a predicted model, not a curated record. Bases 67 to 1842 code for a protein of 591 amino acids.
AACAUUUCCUUUCCAAAAAAGAGUAAAGAUUAUUAAUCUAACCAAUUCAUUUAUCCCAAUAAUAAAAUGGGUUAUCCAAUUCAAUCCGAUAUUCGAUCAGCAAUUCAAAUCGCCGCUGUCUUCCGCCACCACAACCACCAAUACCACCGGCGGUUACUUCCGCCAGCUGUCAUUUCUUACCGUAACUCUCCUAACUGCUGCUUCACGGUAACCUCUUCCUUAAAAAUCAGAGGUUUCUCCACCAAUGAUGGCGCGACAGCUGUCCAGAAGGUUUCUAAUAAGCCGUCGUUAUGUACUGCCGACGAACUCCAUUACGUGUCAGUUAAUAAUUCAGAUUGGAAACUUGCUCUUUGGCGUUACAUUCCUCCCCCUCAGGCUCCAAAGAGAAAUCAUCCUCUGCUUCUCUUGUCUGGCGUGGGGACUAAUGCUAUUGGAUAUGAUCUUGCUCCUGGGUCAUCUUUUGCCCGUUAUAUGUCUGGGGAAGGAUUUGACACUUGGGUUCUUGAACUUCGAGGAGCUGGGUUGAGUGUGCAGGAAUCAGACUCCACGAAAAUUGAGAAGUCUGCGAACAUAGUCUCAGAACAGAUGGAAGCUGCCGCUGAUAAUGCUACUGACAAAGUUCUUUCUGCAGCACCGCAGUCAACAGAUGUCCAAAGUACCUUAGAAGAGUCUGACAUAGCUGUGGUCAAAGAAGAACCCACUGCUAUUGCAACAAUGUGGGACGAGUCGAGAGUAGUGAACCAGCUUAGCGAAACAUUUAUGCUCUUGUCAGAGAGAGUCUCUGGUUUCCUCAAUGAAAGCCAGUCAAGGAUUAUGUCGGCUAAACUAUUUGAUCAAAUAUCUAAAUUAUUAGAGGAUUCCUUUCUAUAUGAACGCUUUAACGAGACAAGGGGGAAGUUGUUAAGUCUGCUGGAGACGAGGCAAAACUCUGCUGUUGCUGACCAAGUAAAGGAUCUUACCCAAAAGCUAGUAAAUAUCAUUGAAGAAGGUCAACGUUCUGUUUCCCCUCCAUUAGUUGAUCUGCAUGAGCGUCUAACCACUACCAUAGAAGAUUUCCAGAAACAGCUUGACUUGAUUGUCAAGUAUGAUUGGGACUUUGAUCAUUACCUGGAAGAGGAUGUUCCUGCUGCGAUGGAAUACAUUAAGGCCCAAACAGCACCAAAAGAUGGUAAACUUCUUGCCAUUGGACAUUCUAUGGGAGGAAUAGUGCUGUAUGCUAGGCUAUCACAGUGUGGAUCUGAAAGAAGAGAACCUGGAUUAGCUGCUAUUGUAACUUUGGCUUCGUCACUGGAUUACACAUCUUCAAAGUCUGCGCUCAAAAUGCUCCUACCCCUUGCUGAUCCUGCCCAAGCUCUCAAUGUACCUGUUGUUCCUUUAGGGGCAUUACUCGCUGCAGCUUAUCCUCUUUCUUCUCGCCCUCCUUAUGUGUUGUCUUGGCUUAAUGAUUUGAUAUCAGCUGCAGACAUGAUGCACCCAGAGUUGCUGAAAAAGCUCGUAAUGAAUAACUUCUGUACUAUUCCUGCUAAACUUCUUUUGCAGUUGACUACCGCUUUCCGAGAAGGGGGACUGCGUGACAGAAGUGGUAAAAUAUUCUACAAGGAUAAUCUUCACAAAUGCAAUGUACCCGUGUUGGCUGUUGCUGGAGAUAAAGACAUAAUCUGCCCACCAGAAGCAGUACAUGAAACUGUAAAGCUCAUCCCUGAGCACUUGGCCACCUACAAAGUAUUGGGGGAUGCUAAUGGUCAUUAUGCUCAUUAUGACUUGGUGGGGGGACGCAUGGCUGCGGAACAUGUAUAUCCUUGUAUAAUCCAAUUUUUAAGCCGUUAUGAUGACACUAGCUAGGGCUUGCACUCUACUUUUGACCAUUCUUCGGGCAGUAAGCUCCAUAUUCCUUGGCGUCAAAUACGCUUGUCCUGGUCUCGUUCAUCACUUAUAUCCAGGGAAUGCUAUUUAACACGUGAGUCUUAAGUUUGUCUAAACUUUACCUAACUUGUAUAAAAUUUUGAAGUGUGGUGUUUUCUUUGCUCCGUUUUCUACCCUUAAGCAUAACUAAGGACCUUGUUUAUAUUGUAGGGAGUUCAUAUAUGAGUUCCUGUUCCUGAGAAAGGCUCAUGUAAAGGAAGGAAUUUGACAGAUUUUUUUUACCAUACCUCAUCAGUAAUGUGUAAUUAGUUGCUCAUCAUGUAACAUAUUUAAUGGUUGCUUCUUUCUGCUUUGCCUACUGCCCAAUAUUUAAGAAAGGCAGGAAGUACACACUGGAAAUAGUACAGUAUUUUAUCACA